AUGAAGAGGAAGCCAUUGUUCCUUUCUCUGAUGAUCAGUUUCUUCUUCUUCUUCUUCUCAAAUGUCGGUUCACAAUCACCAGAAUCAGAUUCAUGCAGCUCCGAUCCUCUCACACUCCAAACCCCCCUCCCCUUCAACACAUAUUCUCUCCACUGUGUCUCUAUCUGGGAUUCUCAAAGCUUCAUCCUCAGGUACGGUCAAGCUGAGCCGAACGUGUGGAAUUUCGUGCUCUCGGCACCGAACACAAAUGGUUACAUCGCAAUAGGGUUUUCGCCGGAUGGGAACAUGUUCCGAUCCAGAGCCGUAGUUGGAUGGGUGGCCGGAGACGGAACAACAAACAUGAGAAAGUACUAUUUAGGAGGGCAAUCGCCGAACCAAGUCGUAAUCGAAUCAAUUUAUGAUCUAGGUUUGCGGCUUGGGAAUUUGUCGUCGAUGGUUAUCCAAUCGUGUCGAAUCUACAUGGCUUUUCAGGUGAUCACCGAUACGACUCCCACCCCGCACCUGCUUUACGCCAUCGGACCGGCGGGGCGGCUGCCGUCCGGCCCUAAUCUCCAACUCUCCAAGCACGUAGACAGGGUCUCGACGACCAUCAAUUACGCAACAGGUUUAUUUGAAAUUAAUAAGCAUAAGCUCGGGACGAGUCUUGAGAGGAGCCACGGAUUUUCGAACAUGCUGGGUUGGGCCAUUUUAUUGCCGAUCGGGGCAAUGGUGUUCGAAACGGUGUGCUGA
Molecule: messenger RNA, 729 nt
Organism: Erythranthe guttata (spotted monkey flower)
Lineage: Eukaryota; Viridiplantae; Streptophyta; Magnoliopsida; Lamiales; Phrymaceae
Product: cytochrome b561 and DOMON domain-containing protein At3g07570
Source: RefSeq, a predicted model, not a curated record